UCUGCGCUGCCUCCGCUGCUAUUCCGUUACAGUGGGGCAAAAUGGCGGCUGUCAUUCAGAAUCCUUUAAACGCGUUGGGUGACCAGUUCUACAGAGAAGCCAUCGAGCACUGUCGCAGCUAUAAUGCUCGCCUGUGUGCUGAGCGCAGCGUCCGCCUGCCCUUUCUCGACUCUCAAACCGGCGUUGCCCAGAACAACUGCUACAUCUGGAUGGAGCGUCAUCAUCGUGGACCAGGUUUGGCGUCUGGCCAGAUGUAUACAUACCCUGCCCGCUGCUGGAGAAAGAAGAGGAGGUUACACACUUCCAUGGAUUCAAGCCUUCACCUCUACGGUCUAAAUAUAGAUAAUGGUCUGACAGCUAAAGAUGCCUUGCCUACACCAAGCACUACGCUGGAGGCUUUGCUUAGAGGAGACAACUUGGACAAGAGGAACAGCACCAGAGACGAGGACCUGCUGGAGAUUCAGAGAGUUUUAGAGGCUGACGCCAACGAAGAUGGUUACCAUGACGAUGAAGACUUUGAAGUGGACAUACCAAAAAGGAAACACCGGGGAAAAGGCAGAGGUCGAGGCUCAGGACGCCGGAGGGCAGACCAUGAUGAUCAAGACAAGCCAUAUAUCUGUGAAAUCUGUGGGAAACGCUACAGGAAUCGCACUGGCUUAAGCUACCACUAUGGCCAUAGUCACAUUGCUGAUAAAGAGGAACCUCAAGCCAGAGACCAAGAGCCAUCACCGUCUCCAGCCAUCAACCACCGUCCUCACAGUCGCAAGCAUCAGAAGAGUCCAGAUGAAGCACAUACACUGAACAACUUGUGCAAAGUCUGUCAAGUGCAUUCAGACUCCAAACUGAAGGAUGGCAAGUGCUCCAAAUGUAGCCGGUUAGGUGGAGUCGAUGAAGGAAAAGAGGAGAAGUCUUUCACUGGAGCGGAGGAGCUAUUUGGUGCCAGCUCUGAGAGCGACACUUCUACAUUUCAUGGCUUUGAGGAGGAUGAGCUCGAAGAGCCCAUGUUUAACAGCAGCAAGGCCUCUCCAAAGGGAAGAUAGAGAACAGUUUAAAAGACGUGCUGUUCCUUUUUAACACAGCGCAUCCCCCUGCAAAAAUUCUGCUGCUUCUUUUUAAAGGUUUUUGUUUAUUUGUUUGUUUUUAUUUUUUUCCCUUUUCCCUUUUAUUGGAAGCACAAGUCAUUGUAUCAGAAGAUGAUGUAUGAAAGUUUUAUCUUCCUUUAAUGAGUUGUGGAUAUUAUUAUUAUUAUUAUUAUUAUUAUUUAUAUAUUAAGAGCAAAUAGGAACAGACUGUUUUUUUUUUUGUUUGUUUUUGAAUUAUUAUUAUUAUUAUUAUUAUUUUAACAAACGUUUUUUCUAUUGUACUUUUCCCCCUUGAGGGGAAAUUAUAGUAUAUUAUAAAGGCUGUAAUGGACAGAGAUUACUUGCAGGUUUGUUUCUGGAAACAUUUUCUGAGACUUAAGACAAAAAAAACUUUAAAGGAUACCUUGCCCCUGUUAAGGAGUACAAGUCAGUGAAGAGAAGACACGAGCUUCGGGAAAAAGAAAAAAAACUGGUAGCGUUUCAUGUCACUGGAAUUGCCAAGGGAUGCAACCGAGAUCUCCUCAAUAAGUCAACUGGGUACUUAGUCUUGUGUACUGUGACUACGCCAAAAUGGAGUUGGACAACCUUUAAGAAGAGGAGUAGCAGAUGUGCCGUCUCUCAUGCUUCUAUGGAGAUUAAGGAGCUGUUGUGAAGAAGAGAUUAUUUGAAUCACUGGUUAAACGUGGAAGAUCUUGGCUGUGUAAAGCAGAGAGAAGAGCUGUAAUGAAGGAGGAAGGGGAGACAUGAGCUACUCUUGGAAAUAAAAAUGAGUUCCAGAGUCUCAAUCCACCUCUUCAGUCUUCUGAAUGUCUGAGGCAGUAAAGCCGAGGAAGCCUCUGUGCAGCCAGACAAACACCAGACUCACACUCAUAGACAAGUAUUGAUUUUUCAUUUUUUUUUUUGCUUUGUUUCUUUUUUUUUUUUUACUUCUCGGACUGCUGCUGCUCUCCUCGUGUUGGUCUGCAGCCUGAAUUUGAGACUGCGAUCGAAGCCGUAUGAGACUCUUCCUCCACUCUCCGUACUGCAGGAGGUCUAGGAGAGAUUCCCGUUCUAGCUUUACAGUGUCACUUGGUUAAAACCUCAAGGACAGUACUUAAUAUGAAUAUAACUACUUGGUUUUAUUCAGGAUCUUUACAGCCAUUGUGUGAUUUUCGUCAUCACAUAAGCAUACUGUGUGGACUUUGAGAUGUCAUGUUCACACGUUUGAAGAAAACGAAGACGUUUCUGUUGUACGUAAAAGCACAAAGCCGUCCUAGCUUUUUUCUCCACAUAGAGUUUUGAAUGUGACCUUGCUCUAGAUAGUGUUCUCGAUAUACCUUCGUGUCAUUGCAUUUAUAUAUACUUUUCCCCCCCGCCCCAAAUGUGUGAACAUGACAUAAUAGCAGAGAGAGAAUAUUGUGAAAUUGUGUAACUUUCUUUUCACGUCCCUGGUGCACAAAAUUUCUAUUCUGAAGUGACAUGAAUAGUGAAUAGGAUUACGCUGUGUUUUACCCAGUCUCUCAGGGGAAGAUGAUCCUGACAGCCAUAUUUAAAACACACCACUAUAGAAUCCUGCAAACAUGGAUCUUUUAAAACUGCGGUUUCAAUAUCUAUUUACAGAAAUAUUUUAAUUCUACUGAUUUCACUUUUCUGAAUGGACACAUUCUUUACAGGCUCUUUUACCCUCUCUUGUAUUAGAGCCUCAGUACCUGCUCAGGCAUUUUCUUUCAAACGUAGGACUGCUCCUUCCAUGCAGGUGCUGUACACUGUAUAGUCAGGCUUUAUCAUGCAUUUGGAUGAAGCUAAGGUUAAGCUAAUGACACCCUGCUUGGGUGUAAGUCUGAAAAACAAACCGUCCCCAUCAUUGAUUAACCACUAAUAAAAAGAAGUGACGGGUCCUCAUCUAUAGGUUGCUUUUAAAGAUUAUUAAAUAUGAUCCGUUAUCUGUUAGUUUGGAUUAUUUUUCUAGGCAUCGCAAUCAAAAUCACAAUAAAGUAGAGAAUAAAAGGCAAUAUGGAUUAUUUUUGUCAUAACAGUACCAUCCUACUGUAUAGUGUUGUUUCACUUGCAUUACAACGAUUUGCCAAGGAUUUGACCAAUCUUUUUUUUUUUAUUUAAUAACUAACUACACUUUUGAUCCAGAUAUACAGUGAAACUUUGGAUUGUGAAUAACUCAGUCUGCAAGCGUUUUUGCAAGAUGAGCCAAAUUCUUUUAUGUUAUAAAAACAUUAAUAAAAGGUCUUGACAUAUGAGUAGAGUAUGUAUGUGCUGUGUCUGCCGAGCGUCAAGUGAUCACACCUGAGCCAAUGGUUCUUCUUUCGUCUGUGCUGCGGGAUUGUGGGUAAUCGUCUCCAUAGGAGCAUACCUCCAAGGACCAUACUCAGUCUCAGUCCUUGUAAAGUAAACAUCCGUGUGCACGUUUACUGUUUACUAUAACAUUGAGACCACGUAUGUGUGCAUGCAUAAAGCAAAAGCAAGUGUCCUAAGAAAGUUUCUGUGUUAAAGGUCCAGUUUCCACUGUCUCUCUGUCAGUGAUUCUGUUGGUGUGUGUGUGCACACGACUGUCAUUAAAAAGGUUGCUUGAUAAAGAAGUUUCCCAACAAAGCACGAAAGUGUGUGCACGAAAGUCGUUCUACACAGUAGCCCCCUCCCUCCUCUUUUGUCUUACUUUAGCCAUAAUUCUUAAAUUCUUAAGGUAAAGUGCAGGUUAACUUUUAAAUUUUUUACUUUAUUUUUUGUAUUAAUUAUUUUUAUAUGAAUAUUUCUGGCUUGUGGAACAAAUCAUCUGAGUUUCCAUUAUUUCUUAUGAGGAAAUUUGCCUUGAUAUACGAGUGCUUUGAUUAUACAAGUAAUCAAACAAGCUUCCAGAACCAAUUAUGCUUGCAAUCCAAGGUUUAACUGUAGUUGGAUUAACUGUUUUGAACCAUCCAUGAAACAGAUUAGUUCCUGGUAGUUCCAGCUAGAACUGCUAAAUAAUGACACCAGCCUCUUUUUUCUCCCUCUAAUAAAACUAAUAAGCUAGUACAAAAAAAUAUAUAUAUAUUAUUUCUGGUUAAAGCCCUGACACUUGAGACUCCUCUUACAAAUCUUUCUUCAGCGCCUUCUGAUAGAAAUCUCAUCUCAUCAAUGACUGUAUAAUUUUCUUUGUUAAACAACAACUUUCCAUUUUCUGUUUAAAUAUGGUGAAGUGUCCACCAUAAAGGUUCCUGUUUCUACUUCCAGUGGCCGAAAACUAUUGUCAAACUGCUGGUAAAAAAAAACAAUACACAAAAUCACUGUGGUAGAAAAGCAGUGCUUUGUGAUGGUAUCACAUGACGUCACAUUAAUUAGGAUUUGUAUGAUUGAGCCUUCUUAAUGAUCAUGCGGAAAAGAAAAUCCAUGUUAUUUAUUUAUUUAAUUUUUUUAUAUUUUAGUCCACACAAGGAGUGCUAAAAAAAGCUGUUUGGAUAUGAAAAGGGUGUAUUGAAAACUUUUCAGUGUUUUCAUGGUUUGUGGUCCUGAAAUAAUCUAAUAGAAACUGCCUGUGUGUGAUCAGACAUCUGUUGGGAUCGUCUUUGCGGCUGUACGGGUCACCCAGCGAUGCCAGCAUGAACUAGAGGAAAUAGACCUUUUAUAUUCUAUACAUCAUUGUAUUUUGUUGUCAAAAGUCUAAUGGUGCUGAGUUAAACCAUCAUUACGUCCAGCAUGGUAAAGAGGUUGGCACUCCAGGGUACGUGUUCAUUUCCAAAAAAAAAAAAAAGCUGCACCUAACAUUAUGGCACAUAGAUUUUCACUUGAUGUGACUAACACUCCACCUACGUGCAGGCCAGAAGACUGUGAGUGCCGUUUAUUGUUUAUUCCUCACAUAUCUGAACCCUGUUCCCACACUGCUGUUCUAAUAUGAUUUAAGGAGAGUCCGGUUCCAAAUGCAGUUGGUGAGUUAGGCAUAAUGCUGUGAUGUAAAUUUUAAUGCUUUUUUUUCCUCUCUUGCUUUUUUGAGAACAUUUAUUUAUGUUUAUGCAAGAAUUUUGUUUGCUUUGUCUACUGCACAUCUAGUUGGACUGGUAUAAACAUGUAAUGUUAAUUGUCUAAUGAAAUGAAGGUUACCAAGUGAUAAACAGUGGAAGGCGGAAACGUGUACACGACGGCUUACACAAUGACGUGGACUGGUGUGCAAACGAGCACACAUAAUAACCGACACUCAAGAAAUCCCCUCAGGGACCAUAAUCGCACACUCAACAAGAGCACGAGGAACGAUUCGCCGAAACAAGAAACGUUUCAUCAGUCUGAAUUCUUCAUUUCUAUCCAGACAUUUUAUGGAACUGUGUGCAUUUUGCUGAUCUUCCAUGCAGUGGAUCUUGUGCACUUUUUGAACAACUAAUGCUCCUGCUGAGGGGUAAAUGAUUGAUGAACGAACAUCAUGAUGAAUUUAAGCAACUGAUCUGUCUAAUACUUUCUGCUAAUAAGUUUGUAGUCACUUCUGUACCUCAGAAAAGUCAAUGAGCAAUAGGCCUGUCUUUUUUUUCUGCAUUCCUAGAGUUGGAACAAGAGCCAAUUUGAGGUGAAGGAGUUGAAUUGAUUAUUUUGUCUGCAUCUGUAAAUAAUAUAAUCCAAAUGAAGUCUUUGUUAGUUGUUAUUUUUAUUGUGACAAAAGGAAUUAAAGAAUGGAUUAGA
Clarias gariepinus (North African catfish) is the source of this 5714-nucleotide messenger RNA. Its product is annotated as zinc finger protein DPF3-like. Gene Ontology annotation, cellular component: nucleus. NCBI's taxonomy places the organism in Eukaryota, Metazoa, Chordata, Actinopteri, Siluriformes, Clariidae. The transcript is spliced from 10 exons. The coding region runs from base 42 to 1040 and encodes 332 amino acids. The record is from RefSeq and is a predicted model, not a curated record.